CCGCUCCCACCCCAGCCAAGCCGCGCCGCCAGCUGAGAGGCAGGAGCCCGGGAGCUCGCUCGCUUCAGGCAGGAAUGGGGUGGAAGGCCGCGGAAAAGCUCAUCAGGCACUGGAAGAUCCUUCGCGGCGACAACGUGAUGAUCAUAAGGGGCAAGGACAAGGGGGAGAGCGGGCUGAUCAAGCGGGUCAUCCGCUCGCAGAAUCGCGUCAUCGUCGAGGGCAAGAAUCUGGUUAAGAAACAUAUUAAGCAGGGGGAAGGACAUACUGGUGGGAUUUUCUCAAUCGAAGCUCCACUUCAUGUUUCAAAUGUACAAGUAAUUGAUCCUGUCACAGGGAAACCAUGUAAGACUGGAUACAAGUAUUUGGAAGAUGGGACUAAAGUCAGGGUCUCUAGAGGAAUGUAUGCAUCUGGUGCUGUGAUACCUCGGCCAGAAAUUUUGAAGGAGAGAAAAAAGCCGAGGCCCACAUCAGAUGGCCCAAAGGAUACACCAAUUGAGCAUGUGCUGGAGAAGACCUACGAUGCCAAAGCUGGAAUUGGUAUGCCUGAUCUGUAGAGGAGAUGUUCCAUUGUUGAGAGCGGAAGAGAAAGAGUUCCGCAUAUGUCGUCCAUUCAUCACAGUAGGAACUCUGCAGUUAUGUCAGGAGACAGUCAACAUGUAUUCACGAAUAAGUCUACGAUGAUUGUCUUGGACUUGUCAGAAUCUUCUGUAUUCCCUGAAGAAUCUGAAUGAUGUGUAUCAUGUUAAUCUUUUCAUUUUAUGAAAACCCUCGCCACUAAAUCAAAAUAAAA
Messenger RNA from Lolium rigidum, 790 nucleotides. Its product is annotated as 50S ribosomal protein L24-like. NCBI's taxonomy places the organism in Eukaryota, Viridiplantae, Streptophyta, Magnoliopsida, Poales, Poaceae. Bases 75 to 554 code for a protein of 159 amino acids. The transcript has 5 exons. Gene Ontology annotation, molecular function: RNA binding; structural constituent of ribosome. The record is from RefSeq and is a predicted model, not a curated record. Gene Ontology annotation, cellular component: mitochondrion; ribosome. Gene Ontology annotation, biological process: translation.